UCGGGGCGAGCAAGUCCCCUGCUCAGCGCUCCUUACGGAUCCUAAUGGAUCAUUUUUCAACUUUCUAGCAUUCUGUUGCUGCCUCCGUAAAUUGUUUUGGAUUCGUUCGAAACGUAACCUGCAAAGUUUAGGCUAGUGCAUUAUCUCAACAUAGGUGGACUAAAUGUAGGGGUAUUUGUGUUUAACCGCUUAUUGGGUUUUGUGUCGCUUUACCAAUCCGUGCGCUUGGUGAAUGUGUUUGCGGAGCAGCUUGACAAAAAGGCUCGCGGAGCGAAAGGGACGGUAGAGGAACAGAUUGCGCCAUCGCACUGACCAGAGAGUGAGAGUGCAGGAUUCGUAAAACUGUGGCGCAGGAAUAGUAGACUAUGAAAAGGCUUGCAAUGAGGGAAGUGUGGUUGAAAGCUAUUAUCACCGGGUGCAUAGCCAUGCUCUCCCUCACACCUACUUUGUAAUAAGGAAGAUCUGUGUCCACUGUAAGUGCCGCCGUGAGGAGCAUGUGGUGACAGCCAUGCCUCUGGAGAUGGAGAAGACCAUCACUAAGCUGAUGUACGACUUCCAGAGGAACUCCACCUCAGACGACGACUCAGGAUGCGCACUGGAGGAGUACGCAUGGGUGCCCCCGGGGCUCAAACCUGAACAGGUUCAUCAGUACUACAGUUCCCUGCCUGAGGACAAAGUGCCCUAUGUAAACAGCCCAGGAGAGAAGCACCGCAUCAAACAGCUCCUUCAUCAGCUGCCCCCCCACGACAAUGAGGUACGUUACUGUAACACUCUGGAUGAUGAGGAGAAGCGUGAGCUCAAACUCUUCAGUAACCAACGGAAACGGGAGAAUCUGGGCCGCGGCAGUGUGAGACCAUUUCCCGUGACGAUGACCGGAGUGAUCUGUGAGCAGUGUGGGGGGCAAAUAAACGGAGGUGACAUUGCAGUGUUUGCGUCGCGGGCGGGCCACGCCGUGUGUUGGCACCCUGGCUGCUUCGUGUGCAGCAUGUGUGAUGAGCUGCUGGUGGACCUCAUCUACUUCUACCAGGAAGGGAAGAUCUACUGUGGUCGGCACCAUGCAGAGAGACUCAAACCACGCUGCUCCGCCUGCGACGAGAUUAUCUUUGCGGACGAGUGCACGGAGGCAGAGGGCAGGCACUGGCACAUGAAGCACUUCUGCUGUUUCGAGUGUGAGACGGUGCUGGGCGGCCAGCGCUACAUUAUGAAGGAGGGCCGUCCCUACUGCUGCAGCUGUUUCGAGUCCCUAUAUGCAGAGUACUGUGACUCCUGUGGGGAACACAUCGGCAUUGACCAGGGCCAGAUGACGUAUGACGGGCAGCACUGGCAUGCCACAGAGGGCUGUUUCUGCUGUGCCCGCUGUAAGUGCUCCCUCCUAGGUCGCCCCUUCCUGCCCAAACAGGGACAAAUCUUCUGCUCACGCUCCUGCAACCUUGGGGAGGAGCCUAACGGGUCAGACUCCUCAGACUCCGCCUUCCAGAGCGCACGCUCCACUCGAGAGCCCCGCCGCAGCUCCAAGGCUGGGAAGAACGGGGGUCAGGCGGGGCGGUUUUCGAGCGAGGUGGAUCCUCUCUCCUUACAGAUGGACCUGCUGAGUCUGUCCAGCCAGACGCCCAGUCUGACCCGUGAGCCGCCCGCAUGGCAGAGCCAGGGACAGGGGGGCGACACGUACCCCUACGAGGGCCGAUCAGACCACACAGCAACACCCACUCCACUCCAGCUGCUCAGCCAAUGCAACGUCAGGACUGCAUAUAACUCCACCUCCCCCGGGCAGGGCGGCCAACCAGACCCCAGGUCCAAGGAGACGGGUGUCCCCAAGAGGCCGCCCAUCUCAGCCCUGAAGGGCCACUCCAUGAAUGAGAACUGGUUCCACAAGGGCCCAGUCAACUACUACCCCCCCAAACUGAAACCCCAGCAAAGCAUUGACGUACCCCACAGCUCCUCACCCCACAAUGGCUUCUCUGACAAGCGCUCAGUCAGUCUGCAUGUGUUCCAGAGGGAGAACCAGAGGGACAGGGACAAGGAGGUGGGGCCUCCCCAGAUGGGGCGCAGCAGGAAUCCCAUCAGUGCACUUAGCUUCACAGAGCAGCUCACUCCCCUAGAGCAGACACCCAGGGGUUCCAUGGAGUCACUCACCCUGUCCAACGCUACAGGAACGUCAGCAGACGGAGGAGGGAAACGCCAGAAGCACCUGUCUCGUUUCUCCAUGCCCGACCUGAGCAAAGACUCUGGCAUGAACGUGUCAGAGAAGAGCAACAUGGGCACCCUCAACUCCUCUGUCCAGUUCCACAGUUCUGAGUCUCUGCGCAGCCUGACCUCAGGCCAGCCCUACAUGGAGCUGGAGCCCCCGGUGCAGGUGCAGUACCCUCUGCAGUACUGUGAGCCCCCAGGCCUGGGCAUGGGGAUGGGCCGCUUGCCCCCCGGCUUCACCUACCAGGAGGAGGACAGGGUCAGCCUGGUGAGCAGCGCCAAUGCUGCACGCCUCCCGCCCAUCAGCGAGCGCACCCAGAGACGAGGAGAGGGCCCGGGCAUGGCUGCCCCUGAAGACACCCCUCAGCGCCGUAGACACCACCACCACCGCUCACGUCGCUCCAGACGCUCCCGCUCGGAGAACGCCCUGCACCUGGCCGCAGAGCGCAGGGAGAGACCCCAGGAGAGGCCCAAGCUGAGAGUCAGAGAGGACUAUGACCAGUUCCCCCCUCCCCGGGGCGCCAGGGACCCGUUUGGGGGCGCAGGGGGGAGGUACAGGGGGCCGGAGCCAUUCAGGCAGUGCCCUCGCACCACAUCUGACCUCACCCUGCAGAACCCGGGUGCCCACCGCCGCCUCGCCGGGCCCUACUCAUGGGACGACUACGAUGAUGAGGACGAGUGGUGCUCCACCUGCUCUUCAUCAUCUGAGUCAGAGGACGAGGGCUACUUCCUGGGAGAGCCCAUCCCCAGGCCCGUGCAGCUGAGGUACCUUAGCAGCCAGGAGCUCCUCCACAAGUACAGCUCCACGGGGGUGGGCGGACCGCACCAAAUGAGCGGCAGAGGGGGACAGCUGCACACUCGCAAACGCCGGAAAAGCAAGAAUUGCAUAAUCUCUUAACAUUCGCCACAUGGCCAGAGUCAAGAGAAAGUGCCCUCCCUCUCCCCAGUAUACAGUCGUGGUCAAAAGUUUUGAGAAUGACACAAGUAUUGGUCUUCACAAAGUUAGCUGCUUCAGU
Coregonus clupeaformis (lake whitefish) is the source of this 3203-nucleotide messenger RNA. Its product is annotated as prickle-like protein 2. Gene Ontology annotation, molecular function: zinc ion binding. The record is from RefSeq and is a predicted model, not a curated record. The transcript is spliced from 8 exons. Bases 509 to 3085 code for a protein of 858 amino acids. Lineage: Eukaryota; Metazoa; Chordata; Actinopteri; Salmoniformes; Salmonidae.